AGAUGGCGGCCAAAGGCGGCAGGAACGGGCUGCUGGAUAAGCCUCGGCCCUGAGCGCUGCCCGCAGCCCCGCAGGUCAGCCCGAAAGCUUUAGGGAGGAGCUGUGCUGCGGGAGGAGUAACCUCAGGGAGCACCGAGACAGAGGUAAAGGGGAGGCCAAAGCUUCUCCCUGGCUGCAGGCCCGAUCUGCAGAUGUGUCCCCGCUGCGAGAUCCUAAAAGCUGUCACGAGGGCUUCACGUGUCACCUCUGCAAGUCCUGCUUCUCCUCCCGGCUAUUUUCAAACCAAUCUAGCGAGCUGUCGGCUUUAUUUCAGAGAAGAAGGGCAGGAAGCUGAGCCGGCAGCACUGAGUCCAUCCUCUCAGGCUGUAGGGAGAAGAAGCAGAGCUCAGCAGACAGAUUAAAACCCCCCCGAGGCCUGACAAUGAGGUAGAUGCACCGGGCUAUGAUGCCGGGCAAACUGCUGUUGCCAGGAGGCGAGGCUUCACACCGCGAAAAUCCCAUCCCUGAGUGGAAGAUCGACGACAAGCCAGUCAAAAUCGACAAAUGGGACGGGUCGGCUGUGAAAAACUCCUUGGACGAUUCUGCCAAAAAGGUCCUCCUGGAGAAGUACAAAUACGUCGAAAACUUCCGCCUGAUCGACGGGCGCCUCAUCAUCUGCACCAUCUCGUGUCUCUUCGCCAUCGUCGCUCUCAUCUGGGAUUACCUGCACCCCUUCCCUGAAUCCAAGCCGGUCCUGGCAUUCUGCGUCGUAUCAUAUUUUGUGAUGAUGGGCAUCCUGACCAUCUACACCUCCUACAAAGAGAAGAGUAUUUUCCUGGUAGCUCACAGGAAAGACCCGGCGGGGAUGGAUCCCGAUGACGUGUGGCAGCUCUCCUCCAGUCUCAAACGGUUCGAUGACAAAUACACCCUGAAGCUGACUUUCAUCAGCGGGAAAACCAAGCAGCAGCGAGAAGCCGAGUUCACCAAAUCCAUCGCCAAAUUCUUCGACGCCAACGGGACGCUGGUGAUGGAAGCCUACGAGCCCGAAGUCUCCAAGCUGCACGACAGCCUGGCCCUGGAGAGGAAAACCAAAUGAAUCCCCCCGCCGCCGCCGCCUGCCUCCCCGGAUCAUGCUAAAUUAAUACCAAUAAAGUCCAAAAGCAAAGCUAAUUGCCUCGGGUUUUGUCCUGAAAUCCUAUUUCAGUCCUAUUUCAGCCCCCCCCCAGGUGUUCGGGGGCUGCUUUCUCUCGUUGGCGUCGCCUUUCGCCACCUUUUGCCUUUCUCCUGAUGAGCUCUCAGAAGGAAUUCAGGACAAAAUCCUUGUAGGGAAACAAAUUGUCCACCCGCAAACGAGUUUUCUUUAUUUUUGUAUUUAAUUGGGGGUGGGGAGGGGAUGGGGAUUGUUUUAUAUAAAAGCCUUGUAUGUGUUGGGAAGGAGGGGGGGGGGGGAAACAAACGCUCUGCUUCUUUUGGGGCAGGAAAGCUUGCAAGCGAGGUGCAAAUAAAAGGAAUAAAAGAAGGAAUAAAAGGGUUUUUGGAGCUGGGAACGGCGCUGUGCUGUCCAGCUGCCCCCCCUUUUUGCCCCCCCCCCCCGAGUCCCCAUCCCACACCUCCCGCUGUACCCCGGCUCCUUUUCUAAACGGAUUUUUUUGCAAUAAAAGGGUCGAACCGC
Molecule: messenger RNA, 1651 nt
Organism: Anas platyrhynchos (mallard)
Lineage: Eukaryota; Metazoa; Chordata; Aves; Anseriformes; Anatidae
Source: RefSeq, a predicted model, not a curated record